ACCACCAGUCGCUACCAGACACCACUACAACUACUGGUGCUGCUGCUACUACUACUACUACUACUACUACUACUACUACUACUACUACUACUACAACUACUACUACUACUGCCACAAGUACUUGAUCUAGUCUUCCACCACCACUUCUACUACUACUACUACUACUACUACUACUACUACUACUACUACUACAAUGGCUAAGAACACUACUUAUAAAGGAUAUUCGAAGCUAGCGGAGAAGAUAGCAAAGAAUACACAUUUCACGUGUGAGGAGGUAGACGCCCUUCUGACGCUUCAUGACCCCACCGGCGCCUCACCUCGGCUGGACGGGAACAGAUUUCGCGACAUCAUGCACGGUAUCUUCGCCAUGACGGACGAGGUGCUUAUGGAGGCAAUGUUCCGGGUGUUCGACAUGGAUCAGGACGGGGUGGUGGGGCCCGAGGAGUUUGUUCUGAGCAUGUCCGUCUUCCUGCACGGGUCGCUGGACGAGAGGAUUGACUACUGUUUCAGCGUGUACGACCACAACAGCGAUGGUAUGGUGUCUCGUGACGAAAUGUUCCACCACCUCAAGAGUACAGUGGUCAACCUCCCGCCGGGCGAAGAGCUGGACGAGGUAGCGAAGGACCUUGUGGACCUCGUGGUUCGUAAGCUGGACCAGGACCACGACGGGCGGGUCAGCUUCAGCGACUACGCCACCGCCGUCAGGGAGGAGCCGCUUCUCAUGGAGGUGUUCGGCCCGGUGCUUCCAGACACACAGGAGCGCGAGCACUUCCUCAACACCUUCCUGGACCAGUACGGCCUCAGAGCACAGCAGCUAUAGGCGCAGGGACACAGAAAUAGGUGAAAAUAAGGGGAGGACUGGCACGAGUGGGUCCUCCUCCCCUGUUGCUUCGGUUCGGGGUUCGUCUGCUCGGCUUUUUAUUCUUUGUCUCGUUUUCUGCUUCAUUUUUUUUUAUUACGUGUGUUUUUAAUCAAUCAAUGUUUUUCCUUCAGAUUUCAAUGAUUUUUAGUGCAUUUCUUUGGUCUGAUUUGGUUUGUCAGGCUUUUUUUUUAUUCUUUCCCUCCUUUUCUUUAAUAUUUAACUGGUAGAAGCUUUUUAUUUUUAUUUAUUUUUUAUUUUUUAUUUAUUUAUUACGUUUUUCCUUCAGAUUUCAAUGAUUUUUAGUGCAUUUCUUUGGUCUUAUUUGGUUUGUCAGGCUUUUUUAUUCUUUCCCUCCUUUUCUUUAAUAUUUAACUAGUAGAAGCUUUAUUACGUUUUUUUCCUUCAGAUUUCAAUGUUUUCAGUGCAUUUCUUUGGUCUUAUUUGGUUUGUCAGGCUUUUUUAUUCUUUCCCUCCUUUUCUUUAAUAUUUAAAUUGUAGAAGCUUUAUUACGUUUUUCCUUCAGAUUUCAAUGAUUUUUAGUGCAUUUCUUUGGUCUUAUUUGGUUUGUCAGGCUUUUUUAUUCUUUCCCUCCUUUUCUUUAAUAUUUAAAUUGUAGAAGCUUUAUUACGUUUUUCCUUCAGAUUUCAAAGAUUUUUAGCGCAUUUCUUUGGUCUUAUUUGGUUUGUCAGGCUUUCUUAUUCUUUCCCUCCUUUUUUUAUAUUUUACUUGUAGAAGCUUUAUUACGUUUUUCCUUCAGAUUUCAAAGAUUUUUAGCGUCCAUUUCUUUGGUCUUAUUUGGUUGUCAGGCUUUUAAUUCUCUCUCCUUUUCUGCUUCUCUUUUUUACUUGAAGCUUUACUGCGUUUUAGUUUUUCCUUCAGAUUUCAAUGAUCUUUAGCGUCUAUUACUCUGCUCUUAUUUGGUCUUUCCAGUUAAUACAGUCCAUAUCCUAUACAUAUUUUGAAUUUCUAUUGUAUAUUUGCCUUUUUAUCCUAUAUUUUGAGUUUCUAUUGUAUAUUUGCCCUUUUCUAUUUUGCUUGAUUUGAUUUGAGGCAUCUUCCUUCCUUCCAGCAAUGUUCUCUCGAGGGGUAAUUUAUUAAUAUUAUCCACAGAGCAACAUUUCGUCACCCAAGUUCACAUAUUUGACAAGACUUUCGUAGGAGUUGUGGGCAUUUCCCGCAGCGGUUUUAUGACCCUGGUGGUAGUUUGACCCUUCUUCUGUACCGUGAACCUAAAGAAACACUCAUUAGAACCCUAUUGAUCCCCUCUGUGACCUUUAGAAAUAGCUGAUGUGAGAAGAGGUUUUAUGACCCUGGUGGUAGAUUGACCCUUCUUCUGUACCGUGAACCUCAAGAAACACUCAUUAGAACCCUACUGACCCCCUCUUUGACCUUUAGAAAUAGUUGAUGUGAGAAUCGAAAGCGUCUUAUACCAACCACUAACUCAAGACCAUGGAGUGCUUAUCAACACCCUGGUAUUGGUAAAGAUGGGAAAUCAGAGGAAAUGCUUCUUUUUAUUAAGUUGUAAAUAUAUUUGAAAAGUACCUCAAAUAAUGGUGGUGUGAAGUGAUACAAAGGAAAAACAUACAGCUGACUGGAGAUACGUAUAUAUAACAGACCCUCAGGAAAGUUGUAUUAAUUACUCGAUAAAAAGGAAGGGUUUAUAAAAUCGCUACCAAAGAAUAUGUCCAUCCAGUGCCGUGCCUCUCAUGAAAACACCUGAAUACCAACACUAUAUACUUUUGCCCCACUGGGAGGCGAGUGCUAGGGUGCGAGUUUGCAUAAAAAGAUACACAAUACAGGCCUCUCUUUUUAACCUUUCAGCCGUUACAUUUAGGCUCACCAAAACUAGAAAUAAUGAUAUAGAAAAUAAUGUCGGAUCCACUAUUUCAGGCUCUUAUUGAAACUCCUACAAAUAUUGGUAAAGAAAAUCAUAUCGGAGUCACUAUUUUAAGCUCUUAUCGAAACUCCUACAAAUAUUGGUAAAGAAAAUCAUGUCAGAGUCACUAUUUUAAGCUCUUAUUGAACCUCCUACAAAUAAUGGAAAAGAAAAUCACGGAGCCAUUUUUGAGCUCGUAUCAAAACUCCUACAAAUAAUGGUAAAGAAAAUCACGUUGGAGCCAUUGUUCUACGCUUAUCAAAACUCCUAUAAAUAAACGUAAGGAAAAAUCAACUUACCCAUUAUUUUAAGCUCUUAUCAAAACUCCUACAGAUAAUGGUAAAGAAAAUCACGUUGGAGCCAUUGUUCUACCCUUAUCAAAACUCCUAUAAAUAAACGUAAGGAAAAAUCAACUUACCCAUUAUUUUAAGCUCUUAUCAAAACUCCUACAAAUAAUGGUAAAGAAAAUCACGUUGGAGCCAUUGUUUUCCGCUCUUAUCAAAACAAAUAAACAAAGAAAAAUCGACUUGACAUUAUUUUAUGCUCUUAUCAAAACUCCUAUAAAUAAACGUAAAGAAAAAUCAACUUAGACAUCACUUUAUGCUCUUAUCAAAACUCCUAUGAAUGAUCGUAAGGAAAAAUCACCUAAGAGCCAUUAUUUUAAGCUCUUAACGAAACUUCUACAAAUAAAAAUGAGGGAAAAAAAAAAGCUUUCUGCCAUACUUUUUCUUAUCAAAACUCCUACAAAUAAGAGUGAGGAAAAACACCUUUACUAGUUCAGGUUCUUAUCAAAAGUAAAAGAAAGGAAAAAACACCCUAGAUGGAGAAAAAUAAAUCUUAGGGUUCAUUAAUCAGAUUUUACUUACUGGAGCUGACUAAAAGAGGAGUUUAAGAGAAUUAUUUAUUAACCGAAGGAUAAAAACUAAGUGUGACAGUAAUGAAUGUGUCGCUUCAUCCUCCGAAAUGAAGCCUCGGUGAAUGUGUCGUGUUGUCGUGUGAAAAGAAAAAAAAAUUAGAACAGAGUGAAUAGUGAAAAAACAACCCUUGGCAACUCUACAGAACCAACAUUUGCAAGGAGGAAAACUCAAACCGAGUCCUAAGUGUUGAAUUAAAACUAAACUAACUCCCUACCGUUUAUACAUUGCAGGAACCCCGAAGAAGACAAGGAAACAACAGAAGACAAUCAGGAGGAAAAAAACGAGAGAACGAAAGAGAAUUUAUACCUGGAAUGAUUAUAAUUUUUUUUGGUCUGUUUUUUAUGUAGUUUCCCAUUUUUUUAACUUUUUUUGUUGCAUUUUUUGUUUUUUCUCCGUACUCAUACGUGUCCGUUUAGCAUACAGGGCAGAGGGAGGGGAGGCGGGGGAAGAGGGGCAGCAGCAGCAACCUGACUGGCAUAGGGGUGUGUAGGGCCUGCAGCAAGAUAAAAAUUCCAACGCACAUCCAAGAAAAUAAAUAAAUAAAAAAUGUGCCUGUUUCCGAUGCAUUAAGUUCACUGUCAUACCCUUGGAGUGCUUUCAAUUUCUGCCGAGUGACCAAUUUUCAAAGUUACACAUAUGUGGCAGACAGCUGGUGGCAGAACUGUUGAUACAUGAAAAGAAUAAAAAAUCGAUCUUUGAAAAACCCCCAAAAUCGUCUACUGUUAUCAAAGUCGCUGUGAAUGAUUCGCCAGUGUGUGAACGUGAAAAAGUUAUGCAGAAUAUGUUAAGUGCAGAAAUGAGGUGAAGUUACACAUAACAAAGUGGCAAGAUGAAUCAUAACUUUACACGGAAAUGAGGCGACAAGAAGCUAUAUUUUCAAAGACGUGAAAAUUCCCAAAGACAUGAAAAUAAAGUCGCUGAGAACGGUGAAGAUGAGAAAUGAAAGAUGUGUAGUAACAACAAAAUUCAUUCAUCAGAGGCUCUUCUUUGACAGACGUGGUAUUAUGAGUCAUAAUAUUUACACAAAAAUGAGACAACAAGACUUGCAGUCGUGAAAAAAUGAAGUCACUGAGAAUGUGGAUGAGAAAUGAGUCGCGAAGGAACGGCAAAAAUCAUUCAGCAGUCGACCUUCUUUUACAGAAGAGUAAGAAUACAGAGACUUGAGUGCAGGUUAGUGGACACCAUCUCUUUGCUAAAUGACUGUGCUGUCACCUGUCACUCUGCAUUGCUUCCCUUUGAAUGGCAAGGCAGGUCAGGGCUCGGCAAGAAUAAUAAAUGAAUAACUGAUUAAAAAGCUGGCACUUA
Messenger RNA from Eriocheir sinensis (Chinese mitten crab), 4960 nucleotides. Its product is annotated as calaxin-like. NCBI's taxonomy places the organism in Eukaryota, Metazoa, Arthropoda, Malacostraca, Decapoda, Varunidae. The record is from RefSeq and is a predicted model, not a curated record. The coding region runs from base 194 to 820 and encodes 208 amino acids. The transcript has 6 exons. Gene Ontology annotation, molecular function: calcium ion binding.